AUUUUAAUCCCUAUUUUCAAGAGCAAAAAAAUACCUUUGAACAAUUGACGGCUACAGCCAAAAAUAAGGCAGGUGAUAGUUUAAAAUCUAUUUUAGAUCUUUUCUUACAGACAAGCAGACAAAUUAUCGAAUCGGAAGAUGAGAGCAAAAAUUAUGAUUCCUUCGUUCAAGGACAGUUACAAGGACAACUGACCACUUGUCGAACUCUCUUGCAAACCAAAUUCACCACAGAGGAGUUAAGAAGUCUGUUAGAUAAACAAAAAGAGCUUAGAAAGUUAGAAAAACAUUCAGUUAUUUUGCAAUAG
Molecule: messenger RNA, 305 nt
Organism: Dentiscutata heterogama
Lineage: Eukaryota; Fungi; Glomeromycota; Glomeromycetes; Diversisporales; Gigasporaceae
Source: the annotation of a GenBank genome assembly